This is a messenger RNA of Centruroides sculpturatus (bark scorpion), 650 nucleotides long. RefSeq lists its product as uncharacterized. The record is from RefSeq and is a predicted model, not a curated record. Lineage: Eukaryota; Metazoa; Arthropoda; Arachnida; Scorpiones; Buthidae. Bases 18 to 650 code for a protein of 210 amino acids. The transcript has 5 exons.
UUUCUUUCAAUAUCGAAAUGUUGGAAGAAGAAAAAAUUAAUUUGCCAAUAAUAGCAUAUCAAGCUGACUUUGAAGAAAAAACUGGAUAUGCUUGUUUAACAGUCUUCUUUACAGUAAAUGCUUCUGUACCAUAUUUUAUUCAUCAAAUUAAUAUAUUAGAUAAAUCACUUAAGGAUGAUGUAAUAUAUUUAAUGGCUGCUGAUGGAAAAAAUCUUACAUAUGAUACAAAUGAAAAUCAAUAUAUUUAUGUGAAUAACUCUACAGGUGCAAUACAUUUACUAGACAAUGCAUCUUCACUACCCAAAUCUUUUUCUGUUGAUUUUACAGUCAAAACUCAAUUUUUGCAUUUGUCUAAUAAUUUUCAGGGGAAUUUUAGAGUUGUUCCAAGAGAAUACAAGAAAUCUUUAUUUAAAAAAUCCAUUUAUAACAUAGAGCUUUCGAAGAAUAGUCAUAAAAAUGAUUACUUGUUUGAGAUGAGUGAUGAAAUUUUGGAUAAAAAUAUUCAUUUAAAUCUUUCAGGUGAAGAUGUACAAUAUUUUGAUCUUUUAUACAAGAAUGAUAAAAUAAUAAUAGUUCUCAAUGAGGAUUUUCCUGUAGAAAGAGANACUCUUAUAUUUCUGAUAGGCAAUAUAUGGCUCCUGUCAUGUUAA